Molecule: messenger RNA, 669 nt
Organism: Aspergillus tubingensis
Lineage: Eukaryota; Fungi; Ascomycota; Eurotiomycetes; Eurotiales; Aspergillaceae
Product: glycosyl hydrolase 92 family protein
Exons: 1
Coding region: 1-669 (222 amino acids)
Biological process (GO): protein phosphorylation
Molecular function (GO): ATP binding; protein kinase activity
Source: RefSeq, a predicted model, not a curated record
AUGAUAGCCAAGUUCUAUGACCCUCUCUACCACGACCGUGACGAUGCCAACCCUUUUCGGGCAGCUGACUAUGAUUACUCGCACGAGCGUGCCUCAUAUAAGCGUUUGUCCGAGCUACAGGGCUCUGUUCUUCCCCGAUUCUUCGGCUCUUACACAUUCAGAACAAAGAUCGGUGGUCAUACUCGCCAAAUUCGUUUGAUUCUACUUGAACGAGUCAAUGGUCUGCCCAUGAGUCGCCUAGAGUCCAAGAUAUUCUCAACAGAGGAGCGUCAGGCUAUUAUGAGACAGAUCAUUGAUGGAGAGUCUGCACUUUACGCCAAGGACGUCCGCCAUGAAGACUUAUGUCCACGCAAUGUCUUGAUUGAACGGAGUGAACUGGGAAGAGUAAGGGCCGUCAUUAUUGACUUGGGAAAGUCUGUUAUUGGACGAUCACGCAAUCCUUCGAACAGUGCAGAAGAGAGCCAAUGGUUUCCUGGCGUUCCAAUCAGCCCACUACUUAGAUGGAACAUCUAUUAUGGAUACCCUAACAGCUUUGGAGAUUGGAUCGACUGGCCGUGGCAGAAAUGGCUUGAGGUUCAAUACAAGGAGACUGAAUCUACAAUCACAGAUGAGCAACGGCAGAGGUGGCCAGUGUAUGACUGGAUGCUGGAGAUUACAUCAUUUUCAUGA